GAGAAAAAUAACCAUGUGAGGUACAAGGCCCAGGUUACAAAUGAGGAGCAGGCCUGACAUUUGUCUAAUGAGCACAAAUGAGCUUUUUUCAUUUGUUUGUGCACUGCUUUGUUUAAAAGACACAACAAGACAAUUAGUUCCCUUGGUAUUUCAAAUAUAGCAACUGAUGAAGAGCCUUCCCUUAAGCGGAGAUAUAUAAAAGCUAAACUGAUUUCUGACUAAACCCAGUCAGCCGCCUCCUGAAUAGCCUCCUGAUACAAGUCAUCUGAGAAGUUUUCAACACACGUGUUUCUGAGAAAAACUACAAGAGCUACUUAAAAUUCCUGAGAGGACCAUGGAGAAUGUAUCCAAAGUCGCAUCGUUUACUCUCACUGGACUAAUGGAAAUAAACAACUACAAAUAUGUAUAUUUUGCCAUCACCCUUGUUGGAUAUCUGCUAAUCAUUUGUUUUAACUGCAUUUUGAUUUCCAUUAUAUAUCUAAACAAAAGUCUUCACGAGCCCAUGUACAUCUUUCUCUGUGCUUUACUUGUCAAUGCUCUCUAUGGGACUUCUGCUUUCUACCCUAAACUCUUGACUGACUUGCUGUCUGACGUCCACUUGAUUUCCUACACUGGAUGCUUACUUCAAAUAUUUGUUCUUUUCACUUAUGCUGCAUCUGAAUUUACAAUUUUAACAGUAAUGGCAUAUGAUCGGUAUGUGUCCAUUUGUAAACCUUUACACUACCAUAGCAUUAUGACACCUUCAUCUGUUAAAAUAAUGUUGUUUUUAGCUUGGCUUUUCCCUGUCUGUUUGAUAGGAGUCAUUGUUAUUUUAACUAGCAGACUAACUCUUUGCGGUACUAAAUUAGAAAAAUGUUACUGUGACAACUGGUCAGUGGUAAAGCUAUCUUGUGUGGACACAACAGUAAACAAUGCCGUUGGGUUUCUUGUAUUAAUAAUUGUAGUGUUUCCACCUCUGGGUUUCAUUGUAUAUUCUUAUAUUCAAAUACUUAAAAUCUGUCUCAGAAGUUCAAAGGAAUAUAGAAUAAAAGCGCUGAACACAUGUAUGCCACACCUUUUAACAGUUGUCAACUAUUCCAUUAAUGUUCUGUUUGAAAUAAUUAUUAGCCGACUCCACACAGGUGUGCCACAAAUCAUACGUAUACUUAUGUCAGUGGAAUAUUUAGUUAUUCCUCCUCUAUGCAAUCCCAUUAUUUAUGGUCUGAAACUGCAAGAGAUUCGUAAGAGGGUAAAACAAAUGUUAUUCAUAAGAAAAGUAAGUCCAGCUGUAGAAAUUCCCAAAACUUAAGAGGCAAUAGUGUAGUCUAAAAUGUUACUUUUAAGUAAAAAUAUUUCAGUUUGUAAAUAUUUUACAUUAGAUUGAAUCAUUAAUCAUUUCAGCAUUUUAUUUGGUCCAAUUAGCAAUGUGUGUGUGUGUAUUUAUUUUUUAAAAUAGUUACAUUUGAUUCUAA
This is a messenger RNA of Acipenser ruthenus (sterlet), 1451 nucleotides long. Its product is annotated as olfactory receptor 52K1-like. NCBI's taxonomy places the organism in Eukaryota, Metazoa, Chordata, Actinopteri, Acipenseriformes, Acipenseridae. The record is from RefSeq and is a predicted model, not a curated record. Gene Ontology annotation, molecular function: olfactory receptor activity; G protein-coupled receptor activity. The coding region runs from base 335 to 1288 and encodes 317 amino acids. The transcript is spliced from 2 exons. Gene Ontology annotation, cellular component: membrane. Gene Ontology annotation, biological process: G protein-coupled receptor signaling pathway.